GAACUUUAAAACCCCGUGUAGUCUGUAAGCUGUGGCGGGCGCAGCAAGUAUAACUUAUAAGUGUUUAAAACUAUAAACUGCGAAACUGCGAAACUGCAACAUUCGCCGCUAGAAAUUGAGUUUCAUCAUCACAUCACUUCUUACCUGCAGCCUGCAAAGCGAGAGAGAGCAUCAUCAAAACACUUUUGCAUGAGCUUCGCAUAAACGUCCCCUCACAACUAACAAAAGCCAACCACCAUCUGAAUUACAACAUUCUUUUUUGAUUUCCCUCCGCAACAUUUCUUAAGGGCCCUGCAUUUCCACAACUUUGAUCCCCUUCUCCCUUCCGUAUCAUUGCAUGAGCUGGGAUGGCUGGCCGUUUUGUGCGCGCGUCGAAAUAUCGACAUGUCUUUGGCAAAUCAUCCAAGAAGGAGGCAUGCUACGAUAACUUGCAUAUCAGUCGCAAUGCGUGGGAUACCAAUUUAAUCAAGGCCAAUCCUGAAUAUCUUUCGGUCAAUUGGGAAGCUAGUGGUGGAGGCGCAUUCGCCGUCAUUCCUUUGAAUGAAAAGGGUCGUCUGCCAGAACAAAUUCCAUUGUUUCGAGGCCACACGGGACCGGUUCUCGAUACGGAUUGGAACCCUUUCAACGAUCGCAUUAUCGCUUCCGGAUCUGACGACGGAAAGGUAUUUAUAUGGGAGGUUCCUCAAGGGUUCUCCCUCUAUCAGGACUCUGAAGAACCCGUCGAUGUUGCGCCCGUCAGCAAAUUGGCAGGGCAUUCUAGGAAAGUCGGACAAGUUCUAUUCAACCCCGCGGCAAACAACAUCCUCGCAUCCGCAUCUGGAGAUUACACAGUUAAGCUAUGGGAUAUCGGCACCGGGAAGGCACCUUUGACAUUGAAGCACGGAGAUAUUGUACAAAGUUUAUCAUGGAGCGCAAAUGGAGCUCUUUUGGCCACCACUUCUCGAGACAAGAAAUUGCGCAUUUGGGAUACUAGACAAGAAAGACCCGCACACGAAGGACCUGGACAUACUGGCGCAAAGAAUAGCAGAGUCGUAUGGAUGGGAGAACACAAUCGCGUGGCUACUACUGGAUUCUCUAAGAUGAGCGAUCGUCAAUUGGCUUUGUGGGAUGUUGGCAACGCCAAGCAACCAAUUGGAGGGUUCACUGUUUUGGACUCGAUCUCUGGUGUUUGCAUGCCAUUCUGGGAUGAUGGCACUCAAUGUUUGUACUUGGCAGGCAAAGGUGACGGUAACAUUCGAUACUAUGAAUAUGAGAACGACAAGUUCGAAUUCUUGUCCGAAUAUAAGUCUAGUGAUCAACAACGUGGUAUUGCAUUCCUUCCAAGACGUGGUAUUAAUGUACACGAGAACGAGGUCAUGAAGGGAUUCAAGACCGUCAAUGACCAAUAUGUUGAGCCCAUCUCCUUUACAGUUCCUCGACGUGCCGAAGUCUUCCAAUCUGAUAUCUACCCACCUGCGAUUGGUUUGAAACCUGCAGUUACCGCCGAGGAAUGGCUUGCUGGAAAAGAUGGCAUUCCUGCCAAGAUUGAUUUGGAAAGUAUAUACGAAGGAAACGCCCCAGUUGAGGUACCAUCCGAUUAUAAACCAGCUGUUGCUGCACCAGCGCCAACCCCAGCCCCAGCGAAGCCCGCACCUCCAAAGGCAGAGCCUGAACCAACUCCAGUCGCACAAAGAGCACCUCCACCAACCAUGUCUGAACAAAAGGGUUCCAUUUCCGCCAUGGCCUCCAAAUUCCAGGAUGAUGAUGAGGAAGAAGCCGAUGAUAACUCCAGCUUCGAGGAGAUUCAAAAGCCAAUUCAAAAGUCCGUUCCCGUCGCAGCCAAGCCAGAACCCAUCAAGCCUGCUCCAACUAAGGUCACACCGCCAAAGCCAUCUCCUGUAUCUCAAGCAACACCAACAUCAUUCGAGCCUGCAGCAAAGGCUACCCCAGCCACUAUCGCUACCUCUUCCGGGCCCAUUUCCGCGGUUGGAGCUUCUCAACCAUCCCCAACCUCGGCCGGUGUUGAAGAUUCCCUAGCAGAAAUUAAGCAACUUUUGGCAAACCAAACUAAAACUAUCACGGAACAAACGGAGAAAAUUGGUCUGUUGACUCAAGAGGUUGAUACAUUGAAGAUGAGAGUUGGUCCUGGUGAUCAAAGUGAAAGAAUUAGACAAUUAGAGUUGGAGUUGGAAGCUGCUAAGUCUUAAAUAUGGGAUUUAGUUGCGGGAGUGCGGUGUGCUUUGGGGGGUUUUUGAGGAUAGGAGAAGAGGGGAGAGUACAUUACAUGACGCAGGUAGUUUUCAGGUUUUAGAGCGAUAGGCGAAUUGACGAUUCAAAGGUGUAUCCUUCUUACGAGGGCUAUUGUUUACGUGAAUUUGAGAGAUCUGUAACUGAAAAUUAAGUUUAGUGAACAAUUCAAAAAUACAGUUAUUUGGUGUCAUAGCCUAGCCCAAUGGGCAUCAAUAUAUCCAUACAUUGGGAUUAUACAGUUUCUUUUAUUUGCCCUCAUCGUUUAACUCCAAACUGUAUGUACAAUACACCCUCAUUUUUCAGUUUCAACUUUUGUACCCUUUACCUUUAUUAUUCAACUCUCAUGUAUCUAAUCUAACACACUCAUCCUCCAACGUCAAAUAAUACGUUCAGUCCACA
Messenger RNA from Botrytis cinerea B05.10, 2628 nucleotides. It is a transcript of the gene Bccrn1, whose product is annotated as Bccrn1. Bases 348 to 2186 code for a protein of 612 amino acids. NCBI's taxonomy places the organism in Eukaryota, Fungi, Ascomycota, Leotiomycetes, Helotiales, Sclerotiniaceae. The transcript is spliced from 8 exons. Gene Ontology annotation, molecular function: actin filament binding. The record is from RefSeq and is a predicted model, not a curated record. Gene Ontology annotation, biological process: actin filament organization.